Iphiclides podalirius (scarce swallowtail) is the source of this 483-nucleotide messenger RNA. The record is from the annotation of a GenBank genome assembly. NCBI's taxonomy places the organism in Eukaryota, Metazoa, Arthropoda, Insecta, Lepidoptera, Papilionidae.
AUGAUGUACCAGGAUAUAUCUAUGGAGCAAAAGCCAUUUAUUUGGAGAACACUUCAAGAACAUAAUGAUACAAAUGAUACUAAAAUUUGUAGAAAUUCUGUACAAGGGAAAGCAAUAAUUGUUGAUGACAAAGGUUAUGUAUGCCAGAGGAAGGAUAUGAUGAAGAAUGGCUGUUGCAAUCCAGAUGCAGAGUCUACAUCCAGAUAUAGUUGUGAAUCGUGUAAACAAAAUAACUGCUGCAUUGAAUAUGAAUUUUGUGUAUCUUGUUGUUUGGACCCAAGCAAGAGAGACAUGUUAGAAUUAGUUCUUUCGAAACUUUCUGCAGAAGAAAAUGUACUGUUUCGUUCAUUGACUGAUGACUACGAACUGUGCUUGACAAAAUGCCGCACCAGUUCUCAUAGUGUACAACAUGAGAACUCGUAUAAAGACCCAACACAUAAGCAUUGUUUUGGUGAUGAGCCACCAGGAACAAGGACACCUGAC